AUCACAGCCAAACAGCCAAACAGCCACACGGCAGCGGUGUCUCCAGGGCUUGCAGAAAAGACACAUUUUACAUGAUCAUUUCAUUAGCUACAAAAAGAGAUCUAUAAACUAUUCACUGACCAGCAAAGUCAAUCUUCAUUCCAGCCAUGCUUGAAUUCGCCCCAAAUCCUCACGCCCGGUCAUGAAAUUGUAUCCAUCUAAAGUUCUAAACAGCAAGCCAACAACACAAAAAGUACGACACAAAGUAUUAGCCAAAAAUAUUCGAAUUUCUUCGGGAAACAUGAAUGGAUUUAACUAAAUUUCACCACAUAGAAAAGAAUGAAUUUAGCGAAAAUUCACCACCAUAGAAAAGAGAAUGCCCGGGAUCAAACCGAAGAUUCGAUUCCCAAUCCAGCGGAGAGAUUGGGAAGAACAAAAAACCUUUUCAUGAUUCCCAAUCCACAUCAAGUAGGAAUAUUUCUGGUAACUGAAAGAGGUCAAAUAAAGGAGAGGGUGAAACGGCCGGCGCCAUCCCAAGUCGUCUUCCUCCUUCGCUCAACCCGCAGAAGAACACAGAUUCGAAGAGGCAGAGGCGGCGAAGAGACGCGCGAGCCAUGGGCGUCACCAAGGAGGAUGUCGAGGCCGCCAUCACCUCCUCCCUCAGCCCUUCCAGCCUCGUGGUGACGGAUACUUCCGGCGGGUGCGGCGCGAGCUACGAGAUUGAGGUGGUGUCGGAGAAGUUCGAGGGGAAGCGGCUGCUGGAGCGGCACCGGAUGGUGAACACCGCGCUGGCGCCGCACAUGGCGGAGAUCCACGCCGUCUCCAUCAAGAAGGCGCUCACCCCUGCUCAGGCGCAGCCCCAGCCGGAGCCGGCCGCCGAUAAGGCGCCCCAGGCUUAAGUAGUUCUUGAACUCACACCUCCAAACUGUUCGAUCACAUAUGCACCACGAGUGAACCGAUGCACUUGGUGUAGCGUUUGUCAUGGGUGUUUGAGAUGUGCGUCAGCUCUCUCUGCUUGAAUAAUGUGCAUACAAUGGCAGAAUUGGAAUGAUACUAUGCUUGACUGCUUAGAAAUUUCAGUAACUUUGCGUGCUUCCCGCGUCA
Oryza sativa Japonica Group (Japanese rice) is the source of this 1083-nucleotide messenger RNA. RefSeq names its product protein BOLA2. Gene Ontology annotation, biological process: intracellular iron ion homeostasis. Gene Ontology annotation, molecular function: 2 iron, 2 sulfur cluster binding. The record is from RefSeq and is a predicted model, not a curated record. NCBI's taxonomy places the organism in Eukaryota, Viridiplantae, Streptophyta, Magnoliopsida, Poales, Poaceae. Gene Ontology annotation, cellular component: nucleus; cytosol.